AUGGUGUCUAUUAAUGUCCAUUUCAUUGUUCUUCACGGUAUAAUCAUAUUGAUAUCAAACGUGCAAUCAAGGAACGUGCUCCUUAUACUUGGGGAUGAUGCGGGAUUUGAGACACAGGUGUACAACAAUCAUAUUUGUAAAACACCAAAUCUGAACAAGUUAGCUGAGAGGAGCUUGGUCUUCAACAACGCAUUUACAUCAGUGAGCAGUUGUUCACCUAGCAGGUCAGUCGUGUUGUCAGGAUUACCUCAGCACCAGAAUGGAAUGUAUGGACUGUUCAAUGGAUACCACCACUUUCAGUCAUUUGAUGAAGUCAAAAGCUUGCCACUACUUCUGAAGGGGGCAGGUAUCAGAACAGGUAUAAUUGGUAAGAAGAAUGUGGGUCCAGAGUCAGUAUACCCAUUUGAUUACUCUGUGACGGAACUUGAUGGCCAUAGUAUUCUACAAACAGGACGGAAUAUCACUUUCAUUCGUCAACAUGUUCGAGAAUUUCUACAACACAAUUCAUCCAGUCCCUUUUUCCUGUACGUGGCAUUCCAUGACCCCCACCGAUGUGGCCACACUCAUCCCCAGUAUGGACAGUUCUGUGAGAAGUUUGGAGCUGAUGGAAGCAUGCCUGAUUGGAAGCCCAUAACUUUUGAUCCUGCAUCUGUUGUUGUCCCAUAUUUUGUUCAGGACACACCUGCUGCCAGACUGGACAUUGCUGCUCAAUACACCACCAUAAACCGCAUGGACCAAGGUAUAGGCCUUAUACUGAAGGAACUAGAAUUGGCAGGCCAUGCAGAUGACACUCUAAUCAUGUACUCCUCCGACAAUGGCAUACCUUUUCCAAAUGGCCGCACCAACUUGUACGACUCUGGUAUGGCAGAACCAUUCUUCUUGUCAUCACCACAUCAUAGGAAGCGCUGGAACCAGAAAAGUGACGCCAUGUUGAGCCAUGUGGAUAUCCUGCCUACAGUACUUGAUUGGUUUGGUGUCAAAUUCCCUCACUACAAAAUCCUCAGAAACCAUGUGACCUUGACUGGCAAAUCUUUACUCCCAUUGCUUGAGGUAGAACCGAAGGAAUCCUGGGAUACUGUAUACGCCAGUCACAGCCUCCAUGAGGUCACCAUGUAUUACCCAAUGAGGGUGGUGAGGAACAAACAGUAUAAGCUCAUUCAGAAUAUCAACUUUCAAAUGCCAUUUUCAAUAGAUCAGGAUUUUUAUAUUUCAAGGACAUUCCAAGAUUUGCUGAAUAGAACACAUAAGGGAGAGGACACACAUUGGUACAAAACUCUCCACAAAUACUACUACAGGGACCAAUGGGAACUCUUUGAUAUCAUUAAUGACCCACAGGAACUUCAAAACCUAGCUCAUGAUUCUAGUCAUUCAAAGGUUUAUCAUCAAUUGCAACACCAAUUGAAUAUGUGGCAGAAUAUAACCUUUGACCCCUGGAUUUGUUCACCCUCUGGUGUUCUACAGGACGCUGGACCACACAAGUACCAUCCACAGUGCUACAGUAUGUACAAUGGACUAUGAGGAAGUGAAUUCCAGUUACAUGUACAUUAGACCAUGAGGUGUGGUCAAGCAGUGAAGUAGUUGUAACACUCGACUUCCAAUAACAGAGAUUCCUUUCCCUAUUUAGAUGUGAAAAGUGAAACAGUCUGCUGCCCACCCUCUAGUUUCCUUCCACCUAGCAUCCCGGAUAUACGCUACAAUCCAGACCAACACAAAGAUUGUUCUAAAGGAUAUUAAGUUUAUAACAGUGGAAGUAACCAUAACAUUAUGUAUUGUCAACUGUGGACUGUUAUAAUACUGCAAUGAAAAGUAUUUGUAACAUACUUAUAGAGGUUCAAGUAUAACAACACUCAAUGUAUGUUACAAGACCUUGGUUUCAUAUUGAUAACCUCAACUAUCUCAAAUUGAAACCAGCAUGCCUCUUCAUAGCCAGUAACAAGAGUUCUGCAAGGCAGAACAUAAUACACCUGUCACAGGUUACACAGGCAUAUUGCAACAGGGAAUGAAAGGAAUAAAGGUAAAGAGCCUCCCGAUGAAGUUGAUCCAUUGAAAAACUAAUCAAGAUAUCAAGCACACACCGUUUUGAUGAUUAAAUAAAGGGCCAGAACUCCUUGAAUUACAGUUGGAAAAAUGCAGUCAUUGAACUUUUCUCAGCAAAAAUGACAAUGAACCUUCCUAUCAUGUUUGAAGUUCAAGAGAUUAAGCGGACAAUGUUUCCGUAAUUGAAUAAAUAAGGCCAUUACUACAUAAAUUCCAGUACAAAAUUUGCGGUCAUCAAACUUGUCAGAGCUAUCAUGAUAAUGAACCUUCCUUGAACUAUGAAUAUGAAACUAUGAAGUUUGAAGGUAAAUAGAUGAAAAACACUUUUGAUAUCGAGUGGACAAUGUUUCUGUUAUUAUUUAAAGGGCCAUAACUCCAUGAAUUAUGGUUAAAAAAUUACCAUGACCAAAUUAGCCUAAGAUAUCAUGGUAAUGAACCUCCCUAUAAAGUUUGAAGUUGAUCUGAUGAAAACUACUCAUUAUCAAGCGAACACCGCUUGUGUCCCCCUACCCACAAACCUGCCCUCCCGCUCAAAUGAUAACAAAAUACAGCCCAUCUUCAACAGACAUAUAAAAGUUUGACUGAUAGAUGCAAAUGUAAAUGAAUCAUUUGUUUAUGAUGGAGAUAUUUCUAUUAUUGGAUUUAUUUUGCAUUUUGCAUGUUAUAUAUGGUGUCAGUUAGCUGAUACAGGCCUAUUAGGCCUAGCACCCUCUUACGUGUUAGAUCUUAUGCAUGAGGUAAGGGACAGAGGCCUCCUCAAUGGUAUAUCAGGCCUAUGGGGACUUUUGUUUCAUAUACUUUACAUAUUAGAUCUGGUGUCUCAACUAUGUGAUACAGGCCUGCUAGGUCUUGUGGUUUACAUUCUCUAUCAUGCAUAUUUUUUUUCUUCUUAAUUUGGCUUCGUUAACUUAGCAAUAAAACUUUCAGGGAAAUUACUUCCAAAUUUCCAAAGAUCUGAAAUUAUUUUUUUCAAUAUAUAUACUUGUUAUGUUUCUCAGAUCACAG
This is a messenger RNA of Ylistrum balloti, 3042 nucleotides long. Its product is annotated as N-sulphoglucosamine sulphohydrolase-like. Gene Ontology annotation, biological process: heparan sulfate proteoglycan catabolic process; glycosaminoglycan catabolic process. Bases 1 to 1518 code for a protein of 505 amino acids. The transcript is spliced from 7 exons. The record is from RefSeq and is a predicted model, not a curated record. Gene Ontology annotation, molecular function: N-sulfoglucosamine sulfohydrolase activity. NCBI's taxonomy places the organism in Eukaryota, Metazoa, Mollusca, Bivalvia, Pectinida, Pectinidae.